This is a messenger RNA of Trematosphaeria pertusa, 3875 nucleotides long. RefSeq names its product NUC173-domain-containing protein. The record is from RefSeq and is a predicted model, not a curated record. The coding region runs from base 27 to 3815 and encodes 1262 amino acids. The transcript is spliced from 3 exons. Lineage: Eukaryota; Fungi; Ascomycota; Dothideomycetes; Pleosporales; Trematosphaeriaceae.
CAGCAGUGCUCGACGAACUGCCCGCCAUGUCGCUAGAGGAGAGACUGAGCAAGGUACGGGACUCGCCGAAGCUACAAAAUCAGCAGCAGAAUGCUGUGGUGCUCUCCGCAAUCGAGGAUACCCUCAAGCAGCAGAAGUCAGAAUUCACACCGACCGCGUAUUUUGCCGCGCUGCUCUCUCUUCUAGGACGUCAGGUUUCGAGCCAAGGCAUAGCGAACAAAGAAACUGCGACGUCUAUUAUCUAUUUACUCGAUCUCGUUACGCCCCACGUCCCCGCGCCGCUGCUGCGAUCGAAAUUCUCAGAAAUCCUCACGAGUCUUGCGCCGGCGCUCACACACCCCGAUGCAGAAGCUCCGCUCCUCCGUUCGUCGAUAGGAUGUUUGGAAUCGCUGCUUGUAGUACAAGAUGCGCGGGCGUGGGAGCUCCCACAUACCCAGAUUAGCCCACGAAGGGCUGUCGCGGGGCUUUUACAGAUCGCGGUGGACCACAGGCCUAAAGUCAGGAAGAGGGCGCAGGAUGCGCUGGCGAAAGUGUUGAACAACCCGCCACCGAGCCCUUCACUCGAUCAUCCUGUUGCGGAUAUGUGCGCGGAGACGGCGCUGAAGAUGUUGAAGGAUAUUGCAGAGGCUGCAGGCAAGACGAAGAAGCACAAAGGACAAAAGGAUGAGCAAAGACGUGAACCGGACCUCAUUCAUGCUUUGCAGCUGAUCAAGACAAUUGCGACUUCAUCCGGAGGUUGGCCGAGCAGGAAGAUCGACGUCCUGUGCGAGCUCCUGCUAAAUAUCUCAAGGUCAAGCAGCGAGUACCUUACCAUGGCUGCAUUUGAGAUCUUCGAGAUUAUAUUCGCAGGUAUGGCGGACGAGGUCUCCUCGGCAAAGCUCCCACGACUGCUUGAAGUCAUUUCGGAGCUGCAGCCUUCGAAGAACGACACACAGCUGCUUCCUCCCUGGAUAGCAGUCAUCUCCAGAGGAUAUGAAGUCUCCGCGCAUAUUGAACCCGAGGAUACCUUUAUGAAACUUCCCGAACUCUUCACCACGAUAUCCAGCUACCUUGAAUCCUCGUCGCAUAAUAUCCGCGUUUCCGCCUCGGAAUGCUUGAUUUCCUUCCUAGUGAAUCUUAUUCCGGACAGUGUAAUACUCGAACCAUCGAUCUAUGAUGAGAAGAUUUUGGAGAAGGUGGCGAAGACGGCUCAGGAUUUGCUGAGCGUCAAGUAUCAGGCUGCUUGGAUGGAGGUCUUCAGCAUGCUUUGUGCUAUGUUUGAAGCUCUCCGGUGGCGCUCGGAUCCAAUCCUCAAACCCGUCCUGAAGAUCGUUGGAGAGCUGAGGAGUAAUGAGUCUUUCGCCGGAAAGAAAGAGGCUGACACGGUGAUCUCAAGAGCGAUUGGUGCUAUGGGCCCCGACGUGGUGCUUGAAGUGCUACCCUUGAACUUGCCUAAACCGCCGCCAGGCCAGACAGGCAGAGUAUGGAUGCUACCACUACUCCGCGAUGCUGUUCACAACACUAAGCUGGCGCAUUUCAGAGCGGAGAUGGUACCGCUUAGCGAAACGCUCUUCCAGAAAGUUAUCGACCACGGCGAGAGAGAGAAGACGAUGGAGGUUAAAAUUUUCGAGACAGUGGUUCAGCAGAUAUGGUCCAUCCUACCAGGUUACUGCGACUUACCGCUCGAUCUCACUGAGGCCUUCGACCAGAGCUUUGCGGAGAUGCUCGCAAAUAUCUUGUAUGGACAAGCAGAUCUGCGGACGGAUGUUUGUAGAGCGCUGCAGCAUCUCGUCGAUAGCAACAAAGCCAUUGUUGAUCUAGAAGGAGAAGAGGAUCUCGUGGCACAGGCACGUAUUUCGAAAGCCCAGGCGAAGAAGAACCUGGACUAUCUAGCCGGGUUUGCGAGCAACAUGCUUGCGGUCCUGUUCAACGUAUACAGCCAGACUUUGCCACACUACAGAGGUACCAUUCUCAGGACAAUAAAUGCUUAUCUGAGCAUUAUUCCAGAGAAGGAGCUCAUGGAGACCUUCGAGCGAGUUGCGACUAAUCUUGAGGCUGCAUUACCGGAGUCGAAGCCCCAGAAGCAGGCCGACAGGGAGAAAGACAAGUCACAAAACAGGAUGCCGCCAAUGAGCCACACACUCAUGGAUCUUAUCAUCACGAUAGCACUCUAUCUUCCCCGAGAAAGCUAUCCUUCGCUCUUUCGAAUGGCCACCAUAAUGGUCAACAAAGAUGAUGAUCCGCAGUUGCAGAAGAAGGCUUAUAAACUUAUUCCCCGACUGGCGGAGUCGGAGCUCGGAAAAACCGCCCUUCGAGAACGGAACGCUGAACUCCAGCACCUGAUGCUUCAAAGUGCUGAGAAAGCUUCCAAACCCGCACGAAGAGAUCGGCUGCUCGCUCUAUCCCAAAUCAUUGAGUCUCUACCUCAGACAGAUCUACACUUCAUCCCCUCGAUACUCUCGGAAGUGGUCAUCUCUGCCAAAGAGGUGAACCAAAAGGCCAGAGAAGCCGCUUACGAGCUUCUCAUUGCCAUGGGGGAAAAGAUGGCGCAAGGUGGCACUGUUGUCCAGUCCAAAGUACCCAAUAUGCCCGCAGAUGCACCGUCUGUCGAGGCGUCUCUGGAGGAGUACUUCACUAUGGUAUCUGCCGGUCUUGCAGCCUCUACACCACAUAUGAUUUCCGCCUCGAUUACCGCUGUCACCCGGAUACUGUUCGAGUUCCAUACAAGGAUAUCCACAGAGACGAUACAGAACCUCCUGGAGCUAAUGGAUAUCUUCUUGCAGAAUCCCAACCGCGAAAUCGUGCAAAGCGUACUUGGCUUCGUCAAGGUGGAGGUGGUCUCGCUCCCUGAAUCGCUCAUCAAACCGCGUCUCAGUGCAUUGCUUCCCAACCUCAUGAUCUGGAGUCACGAGCAUAAAGCAGGCUUCAAAUCCAAGGUGAAGCACAUCGUCGAGCGCUUGGUGCGCAAAUUCGGAGUUGAAGAAGUGGAACGCGCCUGUCCGAUGGAGGACCGCAAGCUCAUUACCAACAUCAGAAAGACGAAGGAGCGCCGCAAGAAGAAGAAAGCACAAGCGGAGGACGACGAUGAGGCUGACCAGGAGCGGCCGAAGGGGAGAUUCGAAAGCGAGUACGACCAAGCCGUGUACGGUAGCGAAAGUGAGGAGAGUGAAGAGAACGACUCUGAAGAUGAAUUCGUCAAGGGUCAGAGCCAACAACGGCGCGGCAAAGCAAAGGGAGGAAAAACAUACAUCGUCGAAGACGAAGACGAGCCGCUCGAUCUAUUGUCUAAGCAUGCGCUGGGCAACAUCUCAUCGACAAAACCACUCCGGCAACGGAAAGUGCCACAGACGAGAACGAAAGCUCGUACGAACGAAGAUGGCAAGCUCAUCAUCGGCGACUCAGAUUCCGGGGACAAGGGUGGGGUCCGUAUAAAGAAAGGAGGUAGACACGUCGACGACGAAGACGCCCUCAUGGACGUCGACAACGACGCUAUUUCCCUUGAAGCAGGUAUUAAUGCGUAUGUUGACGCUAUCCGCGGCCGUGAUGCAGCCCAGCGGGGCCAGAAAGGCAAGCUAAAGUUUAGCAAUAAGAGGAGGGAAGAUGAGGAUGAAAUGGACAUUGAUAGCGAAGAUGACAAGGAGGCGAGGAAGGCGAAGGCUGGUUCCGGCAUAGGCAGGGGCGAUAAGGGUGGAUUCAAGAGCCAGAGGAAGGGGCUAGGCAUGCAGAAGGUGAGGGGUGGGAAUCAGGGUGCUAACGGCACGAAGGUGCGGGUAGAGAAAACGAGGAGUCCGAAGCAUAAGGGAUUUGGAUCUAAGGGCUUUGCUGGCCCUCGAUAGAUGGGUCGGUGUGGUAGGAUGGGGGAUUGAUGAGGGGGUGUUUUCUUUUCAAUGAAGACG